This is a messenger RNA of Saprolegnia parasitica CBS 223.65, 2730 nucleotides long. RefSeq lists its product as hypothetical. The coding region runs from base 1 to 2730 and encodes 909 amino acids. The transcript has a single exon. The record is from RefSeq and is a predicted model, not a curated record. Gene Ontology annotation, molecular function: protein binding. NCBI's taxonomy places the organism in Eukaryota, Oomycota, Saprolegniomycetes, Saprolegniales, Saprolegniaceae.
AUGGCCGUGCCACUGUUUCGCCUCGACAACGCCGAGCUUGCGGCGCUCGUCCAGCUCUACGACAAGUGCGCGACGCAGCCCUCGUCGGCGAUCGUCCAGACGUGGUGCACGGGCGAUGGCCGCUGCGGCGCCAACGUCACGACGCACCCGUGCACCGGGCGGCUGCUUGAGGAAAGCAACGCGACGACGCUGGCCGCGCUCCCACAUCGUUCGCCGUGGUUUGGCAUCACGUGCGACCCGCGCACGGACCCCGUCUCGGUGCUCGAGGUCGCGCUGCCGUACCAAGCGCUGGUCUGCACGACGUUGGAUCUGGACUUUUCGGCGUUCGCGCGUCUAAAGCUCGUGAACUUGGAAGGCAACGCGAUCUCGGGGCCGGUUCCGACAUGGGUCCCAUUGCUGCCGGACCUCGAAGUCCUCAACUUGAACUUUAACAACCUUUCGGGGAAUGUGCCCGGCGCCAUUGCCGAUGCGCCCAAGCUCCAGGAGCUCAGCCUCGCCGGCAACGCUCUCCGUGGCCCCCUCCCGCGUGGGCUCGAGGUCCCGCCGCUCGAGUUGCUCGAUGUCGGCAACAACAAUUUGCAUGGACCGCUGCCCACGGCGUUGCUACACAGCGCGACGCUCCGGUACUUGGAUGUGAGCGGCAACGCCUUGGAUGGGCCUAUUCCUACGGCGCAACUGCCGCGCUUGGAGCACUUCGACGUCGCGUUCAACCAGCUCAGCGGACCGCUGCCACUUAGUCUUAGCACCUGGGGCCGCCACGACAACAGCUCGAUCUCGAUGCUGACAUACUUUGACGCGAGCAACAACAGUCUUUCAACGCGCCUGCCUUCCGAUUUGGGCGACUUGGACCUUCUCGAGCACUUUUCCGUGACCAACAACUCGCACGUUUACGGUCGCCUCCCGCGUCUACCGCCACUGCUCACGACGGACGCUGUCGCACGCGGCGCCAACCUCAGCUGCCCGCUGCCCGACCUGCCGGGCCACGACUGGGGCGCCACAAGGUGUGUCUGCGGCGACGGCAGCACUGUCAUGGCCGAUGGCACCUGCGCGCUCUGUCCGUCGGGCACGUAUUCCUCGAAUGCGCUUCUUGACAAAGCGUGUGCUGUCUGUGACGUCGGAACGUUUUCGCUGCAGGGCGCUGACACUUGCGCUCCAUGUGCCGCAGGGACGUUUGCCAACACAAGUGGUGCUUCCGCGUGCACAAUGUGCGCACUCGGUUCUGUGUCUGCCACCGGCGCCUCGGAGUGCCACGUCUGCGCACCUGGCACGACAUCGACUCUGACCGCCGACGGCUGCGUCCCGUGUCCGCCAGGCACCUUUUCCUCGGACGGCGGGAUGUGUGAGCCGUGCCCGGCUGGCGCCGUGGCGGCCGCCUCCGGUGCGACGCAGUGCACUCUGUGCCCAUCGUCGACCUUUGCACCGGCCGGAUCCGCGUCGUGUUUACCAUGUGCCACCGGUUUUGUGGCCGAUGGCAGUGGCAACGCAGAGUGCUUUGCCCAACCUCCGAGCGGCUGGGGCUGGAAGAACCGCACGACGACCGCACCGUGCACCGCCGGGACCUUCAACAACGGCUCGUUUGUGGCGUGUCAAGCCUGCGCUUUCGGCACCGCCGUAGCCGUCGACCAAGCAACCGCUUGCGAGCGCUGCGUCGUUGGUACGUACGCACCUCGUCGCGGCAGCACUGCGUGCAUCCCGGCCCCAGUGGGCACGUGUGUGCCGUCCACUGGCGCCCGCCGCCCGGAUCCCUGUGCCCCGGGCACCUUUGCCGACCGCAGUGGCCAAGCAGCCUGCACGAUCUGCCCCGGUAACACGACAUCGACAUUGCCUGGCGCGGUCCGAUGCAGUGCGCCGUCGGCGGGCCACAUCCUUGAAAACACGUCGUGGCCGCAGCUGCUGCUUACGGUCCCAGUGCAUGCGUCCUUUCUCGACGGCGCCAACACACACAUGCUCGAGUCGAUUGUCGCACGUGCGUGGACGUACUUGGAGCUUCAGUGCACGCCCGUGGUCCUCUCGGUGUUCGAAAACGAAUUCGCGCCACGCGGUACGCAGUACGCUGGCAACCACAGCGUCAGUGUGCGCAUACUCCUAACGUCGUGCUUGCCGCGAUUGACACCAGACGUGGUGUUGGACAAGAUCGCGAUGCCUAUCGGGUCGGGGCAACUGGCGUGGAUCCUGCGACUCUUGUGGCAACCACACGGCUGGCCCGACGUCCUGCCGUCCAUCGACCUAUUGCGCUUUUUCGACUCGAUGCAGCCCGCGCCGUGCCCGGUUGGCACGUUCUGGGCUCAUGGCGACUGCCACCGGUGCCCGGCCGGGUCGUUUGCGGCGACACCAGGUGCGCUGGGCUGCACCCUCUGCAGUGUCAACACGGUCGCGGCUACUCCUGGGUCGUCGGUCUGCGCUGCGUGCUUGAAACACACGCACGCUGCCAUACCGGGUUCUCUACAGUGCGACGACUGCCCACUUUUUGCACUGACGUUGGACCCGCAGUGCCGCGCGUCGCUCGACGCACUCAUCUUUUACGCGUGCGUAUGUCUCUGGCUCCUCGUCGCGGCGUACCGUAGCUGUCGCCGGCACUUGGAUGGCGUGUCGCCCGAGCCCGAGAUGCUCCUCGUCGCCUAUCGCACCAAGAACAAGCAGACCGUCAACACGGUCCAGUACCCGCUACCACGCGUCAUCUCCCGUCGGAGCUUGCAGAACCGUCGUAUGCCAACGCCAAGCAUUCAGUAA